Molecule: messenger RNA, 4797 nt
Organism: Xiphophorus couchianus (Monterrey platyfish)
Lineage: Eukaryota; Metazoa; Chordata; Actinopteri; Cyprinodontiformes; Poeciliidae
Product: NACHT, LRR and PYD domains-containing protein 12-like
Exons: 11
Coding region: 321-4271 (1316 amino acids)
Molecular function (GO): protein binding
Source: RefSeq, a predicted model, not a curated record
UUGUUUCUCAUUGAGGCGUGUCGCCCAUGAUGUAAUAUGAUUCAAGGUUUAUAAAUAGGGCUUCUGGUCCUUUACCUGUUAGAUGACUUUAUCAAUUUCACCUGCAACAGAGACAGGAUGUGGCUAUGUAUACAAAAAAUGAUUUUCAGCUUCCUGAAAGAAAUAAAAUUUUGCUGAGUGUUCCUACAACGGCAAGCAGGCUCUUGUUUCAACGCUGUCCUCCAUCCAUGCCUUGACUCCACAGGCAGGAAUGCAGUGGAGUUGGACCUUUGACUGUCCUCUGAGAACAAAGCCUCAUCAUGGUCCAACUGUGAGAAACGAUGGCAGGAGCAAUAGAGCUGCUAGAAUCUUUGGAGGACUUGGGCGACAGAGAAUUUAAGAAGUUUAAGUGGUACCUGCAGCAGGCAGAGUUCCUGAAAACCAUCCCAUCCAUCCCAAAAUACCAGCUGGAGAGUUCAGAUCGUGAGGAUACCGUGGACCUGAUGGUGCAAACUUACAGCCGUCAGUGUGUGGAAGUGGCCAGGAUGGUUUUACGGAGGAUGAAUAGGAAUGAUCUGGCAGAGAAGUUGUCAAAUGCUGCAUCCAAGGCUUCAGGGGAGGUUUCUCCAGCAGAAACCUGCAGUCAUGAGGUCAUUUUUGGCAAUGAGGAGGUUGAAGUCCUGCCCAAGAACACGCUGGCAUCCAACGGAGCAGGAAAUCAACCCACUGAGUCAAUUGAGGAAGAGCCGCUCUACUCUCCUUAUCCACCUUCACCACAGCCGUCUGAUGAGGCAGUUCCUGCCAAAUCUGGAGCAGCUGAAGGACUAAUGAACUCAUCACCAAACAAUCUGUUCUCUCCUGUCUCUGUGGAGGUCAGCAAUGAUGAAGACAAUGAAGCAGAUACAUUUCUUUAUCCGUCAGACGUUCUAUCAAUCGCAAAGCAACCUGAAGGUGUGAAGAUGUCAGCACUGCCUUGUCCACAAACCACAUCAAGCCCGGCUGUGCUGCAGUCCAACCUCCAGAACAUGUUCAUAUCUGUGAAAGAUGAUUGGUUGGAGAAGCACGACGAGGAGACUCUAUGCUACAUGCAUCCAGAGCUGUUUAUCACCGAUGAACGGGGUCAGCAUGAGGUCACAGGCUCAGAAACAGAAACAUCUAAAUCAGUGAAUGUCAGCAACAUGUUUCAACAUCUGUCCAGAAGAGGCAAAUCCAGCAGAACAGUGGUGACCAAAGGGUGUGCUGGCAUUGGCAAAUCCUUCCUAGUGCAAGAGUUUAUGUUGGAUUGGGCUGAAAAAAGAUUCAAUCAAGAAUUUCAUCUAGUUUUCCCUUUUGAUGCUCGUCGGCUGUGUUUAUGGAGAGGAGAGAGGUUUACUCUGGCAGAGCUAAUUCACAAAGUUGUUCCGGGAAUGCCGUCCAGUGGCGUUACGGAGGAGACUCUUACCGCAAUCUUCACAGAUUUACAAAAUGUGAGAGAAACCAGCUGUGACAGCAGUGAAUUCAAACUUCUGUUUAUCAUUGAUGGUCUGGAUCAGAAUCUCCCCCUGGAGUUUGAUUUUAUCAGCGGGACAAAUAAAUCGAACGUAAGAAAGUCAAGUAGAGUAGAAGUGCUUCUGACUAAGCUCAUCUUGAAGAAAUUGCUUCCUGCUGCUUACCUCUGGAUAACCACACAAUCUGAAACAGCCAGUCAGAUCCUUCCUGAGUGUGUUGACAUGGUGACGGAGCUCAGAGGGUUCAAUGACCUGCAGAGAGAGGAGUACUUUAGGAAGAGAUUCAGAGAUGAGCCACGGGCCAGCGAAAUCAUCUCCUACAUCAAGACCUUAAAAAUCAUUCAUUUCAUGUGUCGCAUGCCACUUUUCUGCUGGAUCACUGCUGUAGUUCUGGAGAACCUGUGGGAAACAAGAGAGAGAGGAGCUCUUCCCAGCAACCUGACAGAGAUGUUCAUAGAGUUCCUGGUGGUUCAGAUCAACCACAUGAAGGAAAAGUAUGAUACUAGAAAGUGCAUCAUGUGCAUCAAGUCUCUGGCCAAACUGGCCUUUAAGCAGCUCCUCAGAGAUAACACUAUGUCUACUGAGGAGGACUUAAGAAGCUGUGGCCUUAUAAUGACAUCAGAGCGCUCUGAAGGGUUCAAAGAGAUCUUCAAGACAUUUUCUGGAAAGACGUCAGACAAUUACCAGAAGACGAUUUUUUGUUUCACUCAGUCCAGCAUUCAGAAGUUUCUUGCCGCUGUUCAUGUGAUCACUUCCCUGGUCUCCAACAACAAAAAUGUGAUGCUUGAUUCAUGGAUGACAGUUGAGAACUGCCUCCCCUGUUUCACAAGAACCUCAACAACAAAACUUCAUAAAACAGCAUUGAAGAGAACCUUGAAAGCUCCAAAUGGAAGGCUUUUGUUGUUCCUACAGUUCAUCAUGGGUCUUUCUCUACAGACAAAUCAGUUUCUCCUACAGGACCUGCUGGCACCAACAAGAAGUACCUCAUGGUCCAACCAGAAAAUAAUUAAAUACAUGAAGAAAAAAAUCAGUGAGAGUACAUCACCAGAAAGGAUCAUAGUAAUGUUUCUCUGUCUGAAUGAGCUGAGGGAUGACUCUGUUGUGGAGGAGAUCCGAAACUGCCUGAGAUCCCAACGUCUUUCCAUGGAUAAACUAUCACCUGAUCAGUGGUCAAUUCUGAUCUUAAUCAUAAUGUCAUCAGAAAAACAUCUAGAUGAGUUUGACCUGAACAAAUACUCUUUGUCAGAGGAGGUUCUGCUGCAGCUCAUGCCUGUCCUGGAAGCCUCCAGAAAAGCUCUGUUAACAGGCUGCAGAUUGUCAGAGCGAUCCCUGGAAGCUCUUUCUCUGGUUCUCAGUUCUCAUUCCUCCAAUCUGAAAGAACUGGACCUGAGCAACAGUGACCUGCAGGAUUCAGGAGUGAAGCUGCUCUCUGUUGGCCUGCAGAGUCCAAACUGUAAACUGGAAAGUCUCAGGUUAACAGGCUGCAGAUUGUCAGAGCGAUCCCUGGAAGCUCUUUCUCUGGUUCUCAGUUCUCAUUCCUCCAAUCUGAAAGAACUGGACCUGAGCAACAGUGACCUGCAGGAUUCAGGAGUGAAGCUGCUCUCUGUUGGCCUGCAGAGUCCAAACUGUAAACUGGAAAGUCUCAGGUUAACAGGCUGCAGAUUGUCAGAGCGAUCCCUGGAAGCUCUUUCUCUGGUUCUCAGUUCUCAUUCCUCCAAUCUGAAAGAACUGGACCUGAGCAACAGUGACCUGCAGGAUUCAGGAGUGAAGCUGCUCUCUGUUGGCCUGCAGAGUCCAAACUGUAAACUGGAAAGUCUCAGGUUAACAGGCUGCAGAUUGUCAGAGCGAUCCCUGGAAGCUCUUUCUCUGGUUCUCAGUUCUCAUUCCUCCAAUCUGAAAGAACUGGACCUGAGCAACAGUGACCUGCAGGAUUCAGGAGUGAAGCUGCUCUCUGUUGGGCUGCAGAGUCCAAACUGUAAACUGGAAAGUCUCAGGAUGUCUAACUGUUUGAUUGCGGAGGCUGGGUGGGAUUUUUUGGCUUCAGCUCUGAACACCAACCCCUCCCACCUCAGAGAACUUGACCUGAGUCACAACAAUCCAGGAGAGUCAGGAAUGGAGCAGUUAGUCGCUGGACUAGAGGACCCAACCUGGAGACUACAGACGCUUAGGUUGGACCACUGUGGAGAGCAGACGCUGCAGCCUGACAUCAGGAAAUAUACCUGUGAACUUGAGCUGGACUCAAACACAAUAAACCGAAACCUCAAACUGUCCAAAAGCAGGAGGAAGGUAUUUUCAAGUUUCCAUGAAUAUCCAGAUCAUUUAGAAAGAUUUGACUUCUGGCCCCAGGUGCUGUGUAAACAUGCUCUGCCUAGUCGUUGUUACUGGGAGGUGAAAUGGAAAGGACAGGUUGAUGUAGCUGUAAGCUACAGAGGAAUCAGCAGAAGAGGAAACAAUUCUGAAUCUCUGUUUGGAGGAAAUGAUAAGUCCUGGACUCUGACAUGCUUCUUCAACCAGUUUGCUGUCUUCCAUAGCAAAGAAAAAAAGGAAAUACGUUUGUCCUCCCAUGUAUGUAACAGAAUAGCAGUCUAUGUUGACCAUCCUGCUGGCAUCCUGUCCUAUUAUGUUGUCUCCUUUGACACAUUGAUCCACCUCCACACCUUCCACACCACAUUCACCGAACCGCUUUACGCUGGAUUUGGAUGUGACCGGCACAAGGUACUUGACUGGUUAACAGUUAAGUCUUCAGUGUCCAUUUGUUCACCGUUAGUAGAUAAGUCUGUAAAAGCUGCUGCUGAGGAGAGAUAAACUACUUAGGUAGUAAAUAUGUUGUUUAAUGUCUACUAAUUUAAAAUUACAGUAAACUUGUUCAUGUGUUUGGGUUUUUUUUUACAGUAUAAACAGGAGUUUGUGUUGCUGUUUCUUGUCAAUGUUUUAAUUAGAUUAACAAGGUGAAAAUAUUGACUGGCUCCAGGUUGGAAGAAAAAUCUUGUUUAAGUUUGAGCAAUAAAAUUUAUUAUUGAUUAAAAAAACACAACAUUUCUGAUGUAUUUAAAUAAAAUAGCCGUCCAGGGUUUCAAGGUCUGAUUAACUUUUUUCCUCUCUGUCCUCUUAACCCAACUGAGACUUUGUUUUAGCCAACUUCUAUUUGAUUCGAUCUGUACUGAUUUGUUUUUAGGUUUUCUCUUGAGUUUUUAAUUCCUUUACAGUGUUGUGUGUUUAGCAUUUUCAUUUUAUUUGAUGUUUCCUUUUUUCUUAUUUAUCUCCGAUGUUCAACACUUUGUCUCAGCUGUGGCUGCUGUUAAAGAAAUUCAUAAAUAAAGCUGAAAAUGAC